AGAGCGGCGAUACGCAGGGUGAGCGCAGUCAGGUGCGCGGAGGGUCGGCGGGCCGGCCGCGGGGCAGUGGGGCGGCGCGCGGGGCAGUGCGGGGUGUGCGGGCGUGUGAGUCGUGAGUGGACCGUCGUGGCAUUGUGCCUCCUGCGUGUCGGUCGGCGGCGCCGCUCGGGAUCACGCACACCUGAGGGCUGUGCCCUGUGGGGGAGGCCUGUGGCGCGGGGCGCCCGCCUGUGGGCAGUGCCCUGUGGAGUCCGUUGGUGCGGCGGUGUGACUCUGCGCCCUGAGUGUCUGCCUCGCGGCUAACUUACCCGGCGUGCGGUGACCGCAGCCCAGCCGAGAUGGGCAGCAACGUUGUGCUGUCGGCGGGCUCGUCUCUGCUGGCGGUGGUGUCGUUCGUGGUGGGCGUGGUGGCCGUGGCGACACCCUACUGGGCCGAGUUCGAGGCCUUCAAUGGCGACGAGAGCGGCCACUUUGGGGCCUGGACGGUCUGUCGGCAGCGGCGCACCACAGAGUACCGCUGCGGUACGCGAGUCUCCAAACUGCAGCCCUCCGAGUUCACGACGGCGGCGGGCGUGUGCGGCGUGGUGGCUGUGCUGGUGGCCGUGCUGCUCUGCGUCACGUCGCCCAUGGUGCUGGCCAUGCGCGUCACGCGCCGACAGGUGGUCUUCAAGUUCCGCACGGCGCUGCUCGUCAAACUGGUCAUCAGCGCGCUCGGAGCCACCAGCUGUAUGCUGGCGUUGAUUCUGUUCAGUAUCGACAUCGACGCGCGCCGACUGGGAGAGGAGACCGGCUACUACAUCCACAAGGCGUGGUCGUUCUACCUGCUGGGGGCGUUUUUCGCCCUGUUCGUGGCCCUCUGCGUGUUCUCGGCCGGUGAAUUCGUGCUCGGCCGCCGGCUCGGCGGUGAUCCGGUCAAGUUCGCGCGCGACCCGAGCGGCUCCCUGGCCCCGGUCAUCGCCAACCGGGCGGCGCGUCACAAGCGUCCCGUGUCGCCACAAGCGGCCGGCCGGACGGUGACGGUGACGGCGCCGGUGAGCGGGCAGCAGCAGCCGGCCGUCACCACCACCGUCACCAGCAGCGGCGGCACGGUGCCGUACGACCCGCGCCGCUCGCCGCUCCGCUCCAGCCUCAAGAAGAAGCGGGCCGAGGCGCGCGAGAGCUCGGACGACUCGAUCGACUCGGGCGUGGUGAUCAUCGGUAACCCGGCGCCGGCCACGCCGCCGGCCGGCCGCAGCAAAAAGGUGCGCAUCCAGACACUGGACACGGCCGUCUGAGGCGGCGCGGACACAGGGGCGGACUGUGCAGUUGUGCACGCGUGGGUGGCUGCUGGGGGUGGGCGCAGCAGCAGCGCCGAGCGGAAGCUUGAGAGAAGGGGUUACCUAGCGGAAGUCCGGAGCGGCAUGGGUGGUGAUAUGGGACCCAGUCCGGCCAACGGCUGAGUGCUGGCCCAGUUAGAGAACGGACUGACUCAGUCCGACAACCGACUGAGAGGCGAUCUAGCCCAGGACGCCUUCUCGGUCCAGGCUGAGCGUGCACCUCUAGCUAGGCCGUCGGCAUGUCCGGAGGAGGCUGAAAUGACACCCGAAGUGGUAAGCGACACCCGAGGUAGCUGGUCAGCUAGAGCUGCUCUUCGAGAGAAAGCUGUCCAGGCGAUCGACAGUGUCAGUCGAUUCGGGCUUUUGAUCCCGCCAGUCAGAAUCGUGAGAGCAAUUAUCGAUGCUGCUUGACUGCUUGAGUGCCUGGAGGGCAGCUGAAGUGGAUGCAGAGCGGCUAGAGUACCUGUAGGACAGCCGUAGUACCUAGAGGGCAGCUCCGUA
Molecule: messenger RNA, 1817 nt
Organism: Amphibalanus amphitrite
Lineage: Eukaryota; Metazoa; Arthropoda; Thecostraca; Balanomorpha; Balanidae
Exons: 5
Coding region: 339-1274 (311 amino acids)
Cellular component (GO): plasma membrane
Source: RefSeq, a predicted model, not a curated record